UGGAUUCUAGAUACAGGCGUUCUGACGAUCUAAACAUCUUUGUUAAUGGGAGUGAUGGGUUUCCAUUAGUAUUCAAGGAGGCACUGCCAGUCAAAUAAACAACUUUGACUAGAAAAAUGAACAGAUUGUGAUGGUUUUUAGCGUUGGGUUCAGAUGAACAUUUGAAAAAAGAUCAGCAUCGAUACUCAUUUGGAUUCAGAUUCAUCUUAUGUUUUGAUUCAAAGUAGUUAAAUGUGGUUUUGGAGGGCAAAAAAAAGAAAGAAAGAAAAGGAAGUCUUUCGAGGAGUUUCAGUUACAAAAUCAAAGACAACAUUAACUGCAUAUAGUUUGUCGAAGUGGAGAGUAAAUUAGGUGGAUAAAUGGUUUGCUCGGAAACCAGUGGAGUGAUAUAUAGAUCCAUGGUUUAAGAUGAUGGUUUUCUCGAAGUUGCAGAGGAAAAAUUAAAUCUUUUAAUAUAACGGGGUUCUUUUAUCAGGAUUUAAUAAGGUUUGUUCAUUAAUGGAAAUUGGAAGGAAAUGAAGUUGUAGCAUGUGAUAAUCUCAGAAACCUGCACAUGGGUAUUCCGUUUUCCAAGCUUUGUGACUGAAAAUCGAUACAAGAAAACCAGAGUUUUUAUUUUAUCAAGAGAAUCAGUAACAGAGGAAAACCCCAUUGAUUGGUGUUUGACAAAAUUUAAAAAACCAAAAACCCCUGUUUUUUAGGUGCCAAGGGAAAUGUGAAGUCUGAACUUAACAUUUCAUAUUGCUUGUUAGGAAACAGCUCAUUAUUGCUUAUUUGCAUCACUCCUCCACUGGAUUUGCAAUCAGGUAAUCUUCAAAAAUCUCAUUGAUUUUACCUGCAGUUACAGUUCUUGAUCAAAACCCAUCAAGUUUCUUGUGUUACAUUUCUCCCUCUCUCUUGAUUAUUAUCGUUAGAUCGAAACGCUUCUUUUAGGAAACUUCAUCAAAUACCCAUUGAAACUCCGUCAUCUUCUCUUUUUUCCCUUGCUUUUUUCCUUUUUAUUUUAUUUCAAGUUCAACAGUAAAGUGAAAGUAGAGCACUUUUAUUUCUCUAUUGUUGUUUCUUGUGAUAACAAAAAGGUGGUAUUAGAUAAACAAACCCUUUGAUCUUCCCUACUCAUUAAUUUCAUUUGCUUCAUAUCCCAUUCUCUCCCAUCUCUCUCUGUAGGUGAAUCAAAUGUUUAUGAUUACUAAUAUGAGAGGAACAGCUGAAAAUCAAAUGUGCUCAUCUUCAUCUUCUAGUUGUACUUGUUCUUUCUUAUCCAUGAGUUUCUUUAAACAUAGCCAACUCUAUUAUGUUGCAAUAGUUGUUUUAUUUCUAGCCUUUACAUGCUUUUCAAGAGCUUCAAUAUUAUCUAUUCUCUUUUCUUUUUCUGCAUUCAUUUUAUCUUCUCAUCUUCUGUUCAAUUUCACAAAGAAAAAACCUAGUAAUACAAUCAGCACUACACAAGAAAACGUAUUAGAAUUCGAGGAGGUUUACUUGGAACCAAAUAAGAGAGCAGCUCAAGUUGGAGGAGGUCAGAUUCAUGAUUAUUUAUUAAAUAAAUCUUGUGAUACAUCGUCGGAAACGGAAAGCGGCGAUCUUUCAUCGAGCAGUAACGAUUCCGAUGUUGAUUGGGCGUUCCGGCAUUAUGUGGGUCAGACUGCGAUGUAUUCCGACGAUUCUAUUUCAGACGACGAAAGCCUCAUCGAAAUCGAACUACCUGGUGGUCACUACAUGGGUGCAAAAGAGGAACCAAAUUUUAAUGAAGAGCCGCAAUUCAGUUUUGGAGUUAUAGACGAACCGGUUUUCAAAUUUGGCGCUAAAGGAGAAACCAAAUUUAGCAAGUACCAGAGCAAUGUACCUGAAUUAUUUCAAGAAUCAAUCUUUAAUCAAGAAGAUCUUAUGGAGCUAUUUGCAGAUAUUAAUGAGAUGAAUGAAGAGGAAAAUUUGAUUGAGAUUGAUAUAUCUAUGGGUUCCAUCAAGUGUUCGAGGUUAGAGAUUGCAGCUAGAAAUGAAUGUCCAAUUUCUUUUAUUUAACCCCUUGAAAUGUUUUUACUCCAAAUUAGUGUUAGGGUUUUUGGUUUCUUACAUUUUGGAGGUAUGGAACGGUUGCCUUUGUUUGGUGAGCUGGUGUUGUGAAGUAUUUUUACUUUUUCAUUGACCUCAUUUUCUUGUAAGUGAUAUAGUAGAGUAAAUUUUUGAUGGGGGCAAAUAUCGACGAGGGCAUGGGGGACGAAUAGGAUUUCGACAUUUGUCUUUCUUUUUCUUACCAUUUUUAGCUAAUUAGAGUCUUCAUAUUUUACACCGGAUUUACCCUUCUGCAAAUCUUUUAAUCUUAUGUGUUAUAUCUAUAAACCGAACUAAAUAUGAAACUUCCACCGCCUCCAUGACCACCACCAUCGCUGGAACCUCUGCCCCCUCCUGCUUUGA
Messenger RNA from Papaver somniferum (opium poppy), 2412 nucleotides. RefSeq lists its product as uncharacterized. Bases 1177 to 2019 code for a protein of 280 amino acids. The transcript has 2 exons. NCBI's taxonomy places the organism in Eukaryota, Viridiplantae, Streptophyta, Magnoliopsida, Ranunculales, Papaveraceae. The record is from RefSeq and is a predicted model, not a curated record.